ACUUUCAGCACCUCUUCACUAACAGGUCCUUUAGAACACGAAACAACAUAAGAAUAUGAGAAAACCAAUCUGGCAGUUUAUCUUCGACCAGUGGUCCACUGUUCCGCCUGUCGAGAAGGCUAAUCUGAGAGGCAAAACCGUCGUGGUCAUUGGUGCCAACGUCGGUAUCGGCCUCGAAGCAACGAAGCACUUUGCCCGUAUGAACCCUUCAAGGCUCAUAUUGGGCUGCAGGAGCGAAACGAAAGGUAGAGAAGCCAUCGAAGAGGUAAAAAGGGAGACCAAAUACGGAGAGUCCGAGCUAUGGCCUAUCGAUCUAGCCGAUUUUUCAUCUGUCAAGGCAUUCGCAGAUAGGUUUAACAAGAAAAAGCAGGGAAAGGGGCUGGAUAUUCUCGUCAUGAAUGCUGGAAUACUCCAACUUAAUUAUGAGGAGGCGAAGGAUGGCUGGGAGUCCACAAUCCAAGUCAAUCAUUUGUCCACAGCCCUCUUGUCACUCCUUCUCAUGCCAAACAUGAUUUCAGCCGGAACACUCUCAUCACCCUCACGGGUGGUGAUCGUCUCGAGUGAUGUCCACUAUUGGGCUACAAUCGAGGAUGAAGUCAGGAAUUCCCCCAAGGUUUUGGCAAAGCUUAGUGAUAAAACUUACUGUACAACGAAUGCCAUGAGGCGUCGAUAUCACCAAACGAAACUCUUCAAUCUCUUCUUCGUACGGGCUAUGGCGGCGCACCUCCGUCUGAAAACACCUAUGGCUGCAGUUGCCGUCAACCCAGGCUACUGUUAUUCCCAGUUGCGACGCUUUCAUUAUUCACGACCGAUGCUCAAUAUGUUUGUGCGGAUGAUGGAGCUACUGUUAGCUUGGACCAGCGAACAAGGAGCGCGUCAACUGGUAUAUGCUGCAGUUGGCGCAAGAAAGAAAGGUGGCAGCGGGUGUGAAGAAGAGCUAAAGGGAGGUUACGUGCACUUGGCUGAAGUUGUUGAACCGAGUGAUUUUGUGAUAAGCAAAGAAGGGGGAAUGCUUCAGGAAAAGAUUUGGAAUGAGACUAUCGAGAUAUUGUCUGGAGUGACACCGAAGAUUGGAGAUAUCGUGGCUGAAUAUUUUCAGUAGUAGACCAGUCGGAUAGAGCUUUGUACUGUCACAUCAAUCCAUACUAUGGUAUGGUACAGACCCCUCUUUUUGGCAAUAUAUUGGACUUACCCUUGUUGUUGUC
Messenger RNA from Serpula lacrymans var. lacrymans S7.9, 1205 nucleotides. RefSeq lists its product as uncharacterized. The record is from RefSeq and is a predicted model, not a curated record. Bases 56 to 1102 code for a protein of 348 amino acids. NCBI's taxonomy places the organism in Eukaryota, Fungi, Basidiomycota, Agaricomycetes, Boletales, Serpulaceae. The transcript is spliced from 6 exons.